Messenger RNA from Nematostella vectensis (starlet sea anemone), 1769 nucleotides. Its product is annotated as fibropellin-1. The record is from RefSeq and is a predicted model, not a curated record. The transcript has 11 exons. Bases 1 to 1215 code for a protein of 404 amino acids. Lineage: Eukaryota; Metazoa; Cnidaria; Anthozoa; Actiniaria; Edwardsiidae. Gene Ontology annotation, molecular function: calcium ion binding; protein binding.
AUGUCAUUCAAUCAAUUAACUACAGUUUACUACAAAAUCAAUAAGUGUGAGAGUAGUCCGUGUAAAAAUGGAGGAAACUGCACUGAUCAAGUCAACAAUUAUAUAUGCACCUGUCAGCCAGGAUAUACAGGGAGAAACUGCGAAAAAGACAUUCCUGAGAUGUUGAAGCAAGGGGAAUUAAAUGUAUGCGAUCGUAGGGACAGCUAUACUGUUCAGAAUAUUCAGUCAUACCGAACUUCGCGCGUCACCUAUUACUAUUAUCAGUGUGGCAUUUUGGGAUUAGGCCGUUGUCAAGGCAGCACUACGGUUUAUGGAACCGCAUACCGGACAGUCUACCAACUUAAAUACGAAACCAAAAUAUUUUGCUGUCCCGGAUGGAAACAGUUUAACAUCUCAUGCCCAAUUGAACACAAUGAUUGCGAAAGUUGUCCGUGUAAAAAUGGAGGAAGCUGCACUGAUAGGUUCAACGACUACACAUGCAAGUGUCAGCCUGGAUAUACGGGAAAGAACUGCGAGAUAGACAUUGAUGAAUGUGCCGGAAAUCCGUGUAAGAACGAAGGAAAAUGCAUUGAUCACGUGAACAACUACACGUGCAGGUGCCAAGCAGGUGUCUCAGGGAGGAACUGUGAAAAAGUGCCAACAAGUUGUGCGUCCAUCCGAGCCCUCGGUUUCACAAUCAGCGGUGUCUAUCGUAUUUUGGCCUCAAGUGGAUCGAGUGUUUCGACUUAUGUUUACUGUGAUAUGAUAACAGCGGAUGGUGGAUGGACAAUGGUUUUCAAGGUCGUGUCAGGGCAGUCUCCGCUGACCACUGUUUUGUGGGCCUCCAAUCUAACACGUGACGCAGACAGUAACGCACUCUCCGUCACAAAGACAAACACAAGCCAUUACAAGAGUAUGAUCGUCGAGGAUUGGGAUGCCUUUGGACCGAAUGAGGUGCUUGUAGGUGCGUAUGUUGAGGGGUUCUCGGUGUUUCACAUGAUUUUCAACGCAAAGAAAUCCGACAAGAUGAGCUGGAUGCAAAAAAGUCGAGUUCUUAGUUCGCCGUGGACCGACCCAGCUCUGAGUGUCGCGAUUCUUGAGUUUACUCUGAAAGGGAUCUGCCCUGACUACCCUGGAGUCUGUCAACAGUUUGAUGUUCUUCAAAGCGGACGCAAAGAUUGCAGCUUUAUUGCUAAUCACAAGGGUAUCGACGUGAUGGCUGUUUAUCUUCGUUGACUGCGGUGUCUCAUCCACACUGGUAGAGAACCGCUACAAGGUCGUGCUUAGUUUACCAACCUAUCCACCCAUUUGACCAAAGACAUUGGAAGAGAUAGCCUCCUCCGCAGGAAACUCGUAAAGAAAAAAAAAGAAGUAAAAGAACGGGUUACCUGUGGUGAAAUUACAGAGAAGGGAGACUAAGGAGAAGUAGAGAGGGGCGCCUCCGAUUUCCCUGUUUUCUCACUUCCGUUUUUCUUUGGCCACAGGAAACGCAGUUUCCUUAGUAGUUUCCUUACAUGGAAGUGACCGCGUUUGUCAAAAACGACAAUUUUUGGCUAAUUUUUCUAGAUAUGCGAAUCGCUGUAUGGAGAGUUUAGCUUUACCAUGAUCAUAAUAAUAAAUAUAAUAAUAAUAAUGAUUAUGAUGAGCGAGCACACCGUGCCAGUUGACCGCAGGUAGGUUUAGUUCAAGACAUGCUAUUGAAAAACAUUCCAUGCCCUAUUUUAUAGUUACCAUGUAAAAUCCUAUUAUUGUGGUUGUAAUAAAAAGGGGUAGAGGCGAUUAACAUGAAA